GUGCCAAAAAUGUGAAGCAGUGGUUGUUUACUCAGGCGGCAAGCUUCUUUGACGAUGGCAUACAAAAGCAGGUCUCAAGAUACGAUAAAUGCCUCAAUUGUAAUGGGAAUUACGUAGGAAAGUAGAGUAAAAUAUGGCCUUUCAAGUGAAUAAAUUAUUUUUGGACAAAAUUUACUUGUUGUUCUUUUAGGUCAAAACGGUACUUACUUUAAAAACACGCCUCGUACAUAAAAUAAGGGUCAUGUCUUGAGAUAAGAAUUCAAGUGUUUGUCAAAUAAUGUUUCGUAAAUCUAUUUACAUUAUAAGGCGCGAAUUACACUGAAAAGGCGUAAGGUGAAGGCGCGGCGCAGACGCAGAGCAGGCGUGGCACAGAUAAGGCACGGAUGCGAUUUAAAUUAUAUCAAAGAGGCGAAGAGAUGGCACAACAAGUCAUUACAUAGGGUGACUUUAUCGUGAUAGCAUGUCUUCCUCUUCAGACGACGAAGAUGCGUUGGCUUUGCUGCAACUCAUUAAUGUGCAGAGACACCGAAGAUAUUGGGUGCACCCUGUGUGGAGAAUGUCACAAGAGCAUAGAUAUUUUAAAAUGAUGGAAAAAUUAUGCGAAUAUCCUGAUCGUUUUCCUACAGUGUAUAAAAUGUCACUAGAAUGUUUCCACAUUGUAUUGUCGAAAGUGAGACACGGUCUUCAGAAGAAGCAUACAAAUUGGAGAGAACCGAUCUGUCCUGAAGAAAGACUAUUGAUAACAUUAAGAUACUAUGCAGAUGGAUGUUCGUUUAAAUCGCUUUCUACAUAUGUUCAGAGAGGCAGCACUACCGUUCAAAAAAUCGUACAAGAAACUUCACGUGUACUGUGGAAUAUUUACAGCCGGAAUAUAUGCCAAUACCUACAACACAAAAAUGGCUUGAAGUUGCUCAACGUUUUUACACUUUAUGGAAUUUACCAAAUUGAGUAGGAAGUAUAGACGGAAAGCAUAUAAGAAUUAAAGCACCCAAAAAUUCUGGCUCAGCUUACAUAAACUAUAAAGGAUAUUUCUCUAUCGUAUUGAUGGCAGUAGUAGAUGCAGAUGGAAUGUUUUUAAUUAUAGAUGUCGGCGAAUAUGGCCGAAACAGUGACGGGCGUGCAUUCCAAGUUAGUUACUUUGGGCAAGCUAUGGAACAAGGAAACCUCAAUUUACCACACCCUACUCCAUUGCCUGGAGAAACGAAUAUGGUGCCCUAUUAUUUUAUUGCUGAUGAAGCUUUUCCUCUGAAGAAAACUUAAUGAAACCGUAUGGCCGAAAUCAGUUAACAAAUGAGAGAAGAGCAUUUAAUAACAGAUUGUCAAGGGCACGAAAAUCAGUGGAAUGUGCCUUUGGUAUGAUAAGGACUAAAUUUAGCGUCCUUAGCACAUCUGUUUGCUGCGAUCCAGAAAAUGCCGAUAGCAUUAUAAAAGCUAUGAGCGUUUUGCAUAAUGUUAUCCGCAAAUAUGAUGGGAAACUCGUGGUUCCACGUUUUAAUAACAGUUUAAUAGGAACAAACAUCAACGUGCAACAAACAAGGGAAGAUCCUAAAAUCAUCAGAGAAUAUCUUACAACAUACAUGACAACUCGAUCUCCGAUUCCAUUUCAAAAUAGACAUAAUUAAUAAAUAAAAAUAAAGUACUUACCUGUUGCACCUGGUUUUAAUCCUAUUUCUCUCCAUAUUUUGUCUUGUAUAUUUUUAUUAGAGUACUCCGGCUUAUUAUAAUCGUAAAGAGCUGGAUAUUGUUCAACUAUCUCGCAGAACUGUAAGUUAAAUUCACUAUCGUCACGCAUUUUUGCUCCUCCUGUAUAACAAACAACGUAUUGCUUGCGCAGCACUCCAGUCGCGACUGCUAGCGACGCGGAACAGGUGACGAAACGACGUGCCUGCGCCACGCCGCUUGAGUAUAAUUCACAACGUGUCGCCUACCUACAUUUUGUAUUGAAAACCUUUGAAGCGCCAAGAUGCCUGCGCCGCGCCUUCACCUUACGCCUUUUCAGUGUAAUUCGCGCCUAAGAGCAGCGGAAAUGGAUGGGAAGGUGU
Molecule: messenger RNA, 2042 nt
Organism: Acanthoscelides obtectus
Lineage: Eukaryota; Metazoa; Arthropoda; Insecta; Coleoptera; Chrysomelidae
Source: the annotation of a GenBank genome assembly